CGGGCCAGCCGCCAGCAAUGGGAAGAGACGACAUGCUUUCUCUGGUGCUGCCUCUGCUGCUCGCCGCGGUCGCCCUGGCCGUGUGGCUCUGGGGGCAGCUGAGGCGCCCUCCGGGAUACCCGCCAGGUCCGACUUGGCUUCCCUUGGUGGGCAACUACCAGGACAUCUGCCGGCUGAGCAAGAAGCUGGGAUCGCAGCACGAGGCGUUCACGUACUUAGCCCAGAAAUACGGAUCACCCGUGAUUGGUUUACAUCUGGGCGGCGAGCUGACCGUCAUCGUCUCCACCAGGAGCCUCAUACGCGAGGUGCUCACGCGACCCGAAUUUGAAGGACGGCCUCGGAACUUCUUCGCGUACCUCCGCAGCCUGGGGCUGCGGAAAGGAGUAACGUUGGUGGACGGCAAACUGUGGCAGGAGCAGCGUGCCUUCGUGAUACGACACCUGCGCUCUCUGGGCUUCAGCGGGGCUGCUAUGCAGGCUCAGGUGGAAGAGGAGGUGCGUGCUCUGCUGGAAGAACUGAGCAACAGCCGCGGGAGACCAACACAGCUCAAAAAGCUGCUGGCGCCCUCCGUGCUCAACGUCAUCCUCCAGUUCUGCGCUGGGUACCGCUUCCCGCGCAACGACCGGCGCCUACAGACGCUGCUAGACCUGAUAAACACGCGGUCACGUUUCUUCGACAUGGCUGGAGGCAAACUCAGCGCCAUGCCGUGGUUGCGCUUCAUCCAGCCCGAGGCAACUGGCUACAACGCGAUCAUCAGGUUCAACGAGAUGGCGCGCGCCUAUUUUUUAAAAACUAUCGAAGAACAUAAGGCAUCAUACACGCCAGGAAAGAAGAGAGAUCUCAUAGAUGCAUUUCUGUAUGAAAUGGCAAAAGCAAAACAGGAGCAAGAUGAGAACACAACAUUUACGGAUAACCAGCUUCUUAUGCUGUGCUACGACAUGUUUGUUGCUGGCUCGGAAACGACAGGCAACUCUCUCCGAUUUGCUUUCCUUAUGAUGUUACGACAUCCUGACGUCCAGGAACGAGUGCACAAAGAGAUAAAAGAAGCAAUUGGCACCCACAGGCUCCCAACACUAGAGGACAAAGACAGAUUGGUUUAUACCAGAGCUGCUCUGACGGAGUCACAGAGAAUGUGUCAUGUCAUACCAAUACGGGGAACUCGGCGAGUGCUCGAAGACACCACACUACACGGCUAUCGACUUCCAGAGAAUACAGUUGUCCUACUAAAUAUCUGGUCAUUGCACAUGGAUAAAGACCAUUGGGGUGAUCCUGAAGUAUAUCGACCAGAGCGUUUCAUUACUGAAACUGGGCAGUUUAGAGAGGAUGAUGCAUUCUUACCAUUUGGUCUUGGUCGACGUCGGUGCUUGGGAGAGCAUUUGGCAAAAUGUUGUUUAUUCCAAAUGUUUGCUGGAAUCUUACAAAAAUUUCAACUUGUUCCUGCAGAUGGUUAAACUGGAAUUUGUGUCAGGAAGUUUAUCUGGCUCUAGAAACAAUUACCAAAAGCAUUAUGCUUAAAUUCAUCAGACAACAUGAAACAGCAGCAUAAAAUAGGAAGUAGCAGAUACUUUGAUACAGACUUCAGUUUACAUUAUAGUAUUAGAUAUCAAGAGAAUGAACUGAGUUUUAUGUGUCACACAUUUUUGAAGUAAUAUUGAUCAUAAUUCUAAUUCUUGCUAUGAUCUAAAGAACGGAGGUUGUGACUCACAAAUAUUGUGUCUUGUAAAUUAUCAAUGUUACUAGUUACAAAUUACAUUUUUUAUAAAAUUAUUAAUUGUGGAAACUGCUUUUCUCCAUGUUUAAUAUUUAUUUUCAUAAGUAUGGAGAAUGUAAUCUGAGUAUGCAACAACCCUUCACUAAAUCAUUUUCGUCUGUCAAAAUCUAA
Molecule: messenger RNA, 1882 nt
Organism: Schistocerca nitens (vagrant locust)
Lineage: Eukaryota; Metazoa; Arthropoda; Insecta; Orthoptera; Acrididae
Product: methyl farnesoate epoxidase-like
Exons: 10
Coding region: 18-1451 (477 amino acids)
Biological process (GO): xenobiotic metabolic process
Cellular component (GO): intracellular membrane-bounded organelle; cytoplasm
Molecular function (GO): heme binding; oxidoreductase activity, acting on paired donors, with incorporation or reduction of molecular oxygen, reduced flavin or flavoprotein as one donor, and incorporation of one atom of oxygen; iron ion binding
Source: RefSeq, a predicted model, not a curated record